CCCUCCUUUCUACAGUAGUUUUCUCAAUACUUACUCUGCUAUACACUUUCUCUGGAAGUCUUAUUAGAUGCAAAAUCGGAUCAAGUUCAAAAGUUGAAAAAAGCUAGAGAGUGUGUUUGAGUGUCAGUUUUCCGGUGAUAUUAUGGAGAUGUUUAGCUACCUCAAAAUUUUCAGAGAGAUUCUACUUUAGCGUCCCUUCCUUUGGAAGAAAAUUGCAGGUUUAUAAUUUAGUGAUAAAUUCAGAGGUUCAUAUGCUGAAUCUUCAUCCUAAUAUUGUCAGGGUAUUUAUUUUAUGUAUUCCAGGUAUCAGAGAAAUUUUUGGCACAAGUGAUGGGUCUGCUUGUGUCAUCCCACUACCGUAACACACCAGAUGACCUGCAGAUACUGUCAGAUGCUCCAGCACACCACCUCUUUGUGUUGCUGCCACCACAAGAUGAAACAAAGGGGGAUUCUCUACCACCAGUUAUCUCUGUUGUUCAGGUGGCACUAGAAGGAAAAAUCUCCAAGUCUUCUGUGAUGUCUGCCUUGACCCAAGGAGAGAAGCCUGCUGGAGACCUUAUCCCCUGGACCAUCAGUAAUCAGUUCCAGAACUAUGAUUUCCCACAGUUGUCUGGAGCUCGCAUUGUUCGCAUUGCUACUCAUCCUACUUUACAGGGACGAGGUUAUGGCAGCCAUGCAUUAUCACAGCUGAACGACUACUACACCCGUGCAGCAGUGCAUGCAGAUUACACUGAUACGCCAAUGCCAGAGGCAACGCUUACCAACUUAGUACAUGAUGGUCAGGUUGGCCUGCUGGAGGAGAAAUUAGGGCCAAAUGCACAGGCCUUGCCCUUGCUACAGUCAUUGUCAGAACGACCAUCCGAAGCAUUGCAUUACCUUGGCGUGUCAUACGGUGCUACUCAACAACUCCUCACAUUCUGGAAACGUGCUGGGUUCUCCCCUUUAUAUCUCAGUCAGGUGUCAAACAGUGUGACUGGGGAACACACAGUCAUUAUGCUCAAAGUUUUAGGAGAGAAUAAAGAAGCUCGGGCAGAGUCAUGGCUGGCCGACCUUUGUUUCGACUUCAGAAAGAGACUUGUUACUCUUCUGGGAUGUUCUUUUAAGAGUUAUGACUGUAAAUUUGCACUGAAUAUCUUAACCAACAACAUUUACAAGAUUAAAGGAGAAGUCCCGAGCUUGUCUGAACUAGACUUACAUCUUACUUCUGGAGACUUGCACCGGCUGGAGGAGUUUGUACGGCACCAGUGUGACGCGGCCCUCAUAGCUGACAUUGUGCCUGCCUUAGCUCGUCUCUACUUCCUCAAGAAGAUACCAGAUUUUAAACUGAAGCCUGUGCAAGCUGCCAUUCUGUGUGGUACUGGAGUCCAGAGGAAGUCAGCCCAGACAGUUGCAUCAGAGCUUGGUGUGGAGCGAAGCAUUGUCAUGAGCCAGAUGCACGGCCUUAUUACUGACCUCACAAAACAGAUGAAAAGAGUGCGAGAGAUUGCUGAGAAAAAGAGCCUGGAGAACUCUGAGGAAGAUCUCGUAGUGGAACAAUGUGUUAUGGAAGACCUUACCCUCAGUAUCAAGGAGAGUGCUCAGAAAAUGAAAGCUCAAGAAGCAGAUGCCAGAAAGAAGGUAACUCAACUCAUUGACGUUACUCAGUUUGGGAUCAAGACCAAAGAACAGGAGGUGAAGGCUCUAAGUGACAGCAAGAAGAGGAAUAAAUUGGUAAAAGAAGAGAAGAAGAAAAAAUUGAAACUUACUUAAUUACUGUACAGUACUUGUACUUGAAAAUUUCAAAGAUGUAUUAUAUAUAUUUAUAAUAAAUUUAAUUGUUCUUGUUAAU
This is a messenger RNA of Homarus americanus (American lobster), 1828 nucleotides long. Its product is annotated as RNA cytidine acetyltransferase-like. Gene Ontology annotation, molecular function: 18S rRNA cytidine N-acetyltransferase activity; tRNA binding. Gene Ontology annotation, biological process: rRNA acetylation involved in maturation of SSU-rRNA. The record is from RefSeq and is a predicted model, not a curated record. Bases 331 to 1749 code for a protein of 472 amino acids. The transcript is spliced from 10 exons. Lineage: Eukaryota; Metazoa; Arthropoda; Malacostraca; Decapoda; Nephropidae. Gene Ontology annotation, cellular component: 90S preribosome; nucleolus.